GCACCAGAACACGUCAUACUUUUUCCCUUGUUCUUGUUAUCUAUGAAGUUUAGAGAAAGCUACCUCUCACAAUGGAAUCGUGCAAAAACACCAGUGGACUGUCAGCAGAUAUACUCAAGCAACGUCAGACGCAGUUUCACACCCGUGAGAGAAAUUGCCAGCACUGAAAUCGAGGAUUGGCGCCACCCGCUCACAUCGCGUCGUGCUCGCACGCCGUUAGCGAUGGUGACCGCACCCUAUCAUACUAACAUCCAUUAUCGAGCCGAGGAACAACCGUUUCGCAAAUACGACAUCUUCGGAAUUCGGACAUGGAGUUAUCCCAUAUACAAGUAUAUCUAUGGACGGGAUCAGGACCAUCGACGACCAUAUUCUUAUAAGACAUUCAACCGAAUGUAUGCUACCACUUCACUCUACACACCACCACAACUAACACCUGAAAGUCGGCCGAUCACCACACGACGCGGGUAUUCGGGCUAUACUUAUUUGGCUAGUGAAACCAAUUACGAUAUAGCGAGUCGACCAAGAAGCCUGAAGACCAACAUGUACAAUCGAAUUCCCACUCCAUCUAACUGGUCCUAUUACGGCAGCAGUGGCCUUCGUCAUUUCAGCAGCUAUCGUCCGUACCUCUACAUACCAUCGAUGGCAACAUGGCAGCGCAACUAUUAA
Molecule: messenger RNA, 666 nt
Organism: Angiostrongylus costaricensis
Lineage: Eukaryota; Metazoa; Nematoda; Chromadorea; Rhabditida; Metastrongylidae
Source: the annotation of a GenBank genome assembly